UUAAUUAUAAUAAAAAGAGAGCAAAACCAAUUAGAAUUUCUCCUUCAGAAAAUUAUUAUACAUAUAUAUAUAUAUAUAUAUAUUCUGUAUGUCUCUACAUUUAUAUAUGCGCCGCCCGUGAAGCAAACCCCUUUAGAAAUAUGAGAAAUUUGUGUGAAAGUGUUUUUGCAAUAACCACAUCAGAUUGAAUGGCUGCUGCUGCUUCUUCCUCUUGUUCUUCUCAUCAAUGGGAGGGCCUCCACUUUGUGCUAAUACCCCUCAUGUGUCCCGGUCACCUGAUCCCAAUGGUGGACAUUGCCCGUCUCAUCGCACAACAUCGAGUCAAUGUCACCAUAGUCACCACCCCGCUGAAUGCAGCCCGAGUUGAGGCAACAGUUGGUCGUGCCUCAGCCUCUGGCUUGCCUGUCAGGCUUCUUGAGGUUAAUUUUCCAGCUGGCGAGGCCGGGGUCCCCGAAGGUUGUGAGAAUAUCGACGCCCUUCCUAACAUGGGCAUGAUCAAGAACUUCAUGGCUGCAACUAACAUGAUGCAAAACCCAAUCGAGCGCCUCCUUAGAGAGAUCAUGCCAGCUCCCAGCUGCAUCGUGUCGGACAGGACCUUACCAUGGACGGGCAACCUCGCUCGGAACUUGGGGAUCCCGAGGGUCCUGUUCGAUGGCACGAGCUGUUUCACUCACCUAUGCAUGUAUAACCUUCAACUCUACAAGACCCACGAAAAGGUUGCCGAUCGUUGGGAGCUCUUUAUGGUACCUGGGAUGCCUGGUAGGAUAGAAUUCACUAGGGCACAACUCGCUGGUAAUUUCAAUCCCCCGUCGAAUGUCGAUAUGGAAGAGAUCAGGAAAAGGAUCAGGGAGGAGUCAGAAGCAGCGCAUGCCGUCAUAAUUAACAGUUUCGAGGAGCUGGAAACGGAGUACGUCGAAGCUUAUAGAAAGACCAAUGAGGGUGCUAGGUCUUGGUGCAUCGGUCCAGUGUCACUUUGCAACAAGAACAUGCUAGACAUAAGCCAACGAGGUAAUCGUUCCUCUGAAGACCAUUCCCGAUUCUUACACUGGCUAGACUCUCACCCACCCCGAUCCGCCAUCUAUGCUUGUCUUGGAAGUCUGAACCGGGUCACAGUGGAUCAGAUGAAAGAGCUGGGCCGGGGCCUGGAAUCAUCGAAGAGCCCAUUCAUUUGGGUCAUCCGGGGAGCAAACCAUGGCGAGGAGCUCGACCAAUGGCUCUCGGAGGAUGGGUUGGAAGAGAGGGUCCAGGGGCGUGGCUUGCUGAUCCGGGGGUGGGCACCGCAGGUCCUGAUUCUCUCGCACCCAUCGGUCGGCGGAUUCCUGACGCACUGUGGGUGGAACUCCACACUGGAAGGGAUCAGCGCGGGCGUGCCGAUGGUGACAUGGCCGCUUUUUGCUGAGCAGUUCUAUAACGAGAAGUUGCUUGUGGAUGUUCUGAGGGUCGGGGUCAGUGUCGGGGCCAAGGAGGUGGUGCACUUGGGUGAAGAAGAUAAGCACGGAGUGAUGUUGAAGGCGGAGGAUGUCAGGGUUGCAGUGGAUAAGGUGAUGAGUGGAGAUGAAGAGGGAGAGGAGAGGAGGAAGACGGCUAAAGAGCUUGCAAGGAAGGCCACAGAAGCAGGAGAGGAAGGCGGGUCUUCAUAUGUCAAUAUCAAGAAACUGAUCGAGCAUAUAAGGGGACGAGCCUAGAUGUAUAUACAUACAUGUAUGUAUAUGAAUACUAGGCGGGGACCGAGAUAAUUUAACAGAUGCAUGAUAGAUGGACAUGGAUUUGGACUUGAUCGAGUUUAACUGGGGUUUGGCUAUAUCUAUGCUUGCGUUAAAUGAAAAUUUUUUUUCUUUGGAGAAA
Punica granatum (pomegranate) is the source of this 1845-nucleotide messenger RNA. The record is from RefSeq and is a predicted model, not a curated record. NCBI's taxonomy places the organism in Eukaryota, Viridiplantae, Streptophyta, Magnoliopsida, Myrtales, Lythraceae.